AUGUGCACGUGGUGUGUAACUAAAAGUCGCUGUACAAAACAAGAAUGUGGAAAUGAUAAUGUUAUUUAUCCAAAAUCUGUAGUCGCUCUUAUGUCAGGACCAAAUUUUUGCCCGAGAGUUGUUGAAGGGCAGAAAGAAUUAGUUUUGAAAAGCGGUCAAAGACAAAAAAUUACUAUAAAAAUAACACAAAUAUACUUGUACAUGGCGUUCACUCCCUGGAAAUGUAAGAUAAAUGUCAACGGAAAGGAGCACAUAAUUAUUGCGAACCUUAUAGCAGAUAAUGUUUAUUGUGAAUCAUUUGAAUUUAGGAAUGAAUCUGAUGAACCUUAUGUGACUGGUACUGUUUCUGUUUUAUGGGACUACGAGUAUAAUAAGGCGUUCGAUGGAUAUUUACCGUUCCGAGUAUGUCGAUGUGAUUUAGAUGAUUCUUGUGUUGCCUGUACUAAAUGA
Molecule: messenger RNA, 450 nt
Organism: Parnassius apollo (apollo)
Lineage: Eukaryota; Metazoa; Arthropoda; Insecta; Lepidoptera; Papilionidae
Source: the annotation of a GenBank genome assembly